AUGCGAAAGGCCGAGUGUCCCUGGCCCGACUUUUUGGAAGGCCUGGACGGCGGCGGUGUCCAUCACUACCUAUUCUAUAGUCAACACGGCGAUGAGAAAUUUCUAGGGCCUUUCACCGGCGAACCUGCCUUCAUAGCGGGGCUGGUCGGUAAUUAUCGAGCCUUGGUCGAACGCAAUAAUCGGCCAGACUACAAGGCUCGCUUUUACGAGAAAUACCUCGCUCGCGUCCUGUGCAGGGUCACCGGCCUACAUUGA
Molecule: messenger RNA, 255 nt
Organism: Penicillium daleae
Lineage: Eukaryota; Fungi; Ascomycota; Eurotiomycetes; Eurotiales; Aspergillaceae
Product: phosphotransferase enzyme family protein
Exons: 1
Coding region: 1-255 (84 amino acids)
Source: RefSeq, a predicted model, not a curated record